This is a messenger RNA of Mizuhopecten yessoensis (Yesso scallop), 2647 nucleotides long. RefSeq names its product Golgi SNAP receptor complex member 2-like. The record is from RefSeq and is a predicted model, not a curated record. The transcript is spliced from 2 exons. NCBI's taxonomy places the organism in Eukaryota, Metazoa, Mollusca, Bivalvia, Pectinida, Pectinidae. Gene Ontology annotation, molecular function: SNAP receptor activity; SNARE binding. Gene Ontology annotation, biological process: intra-Golgi vesicle-mediated transport; vesicle fusion. Bases 183 to 827 code for a protein of 214 amino acids. Gene Ontology annotation, cellular component: SNARE complex; late endosome membrane; Golgi apparatus.
AAGAUUUUUUAAGCGCACGAUCUACAUUGAUUAUCGGAUUUUGGCCUGGCCGCUGUUUGACACGUCGGUUCGGUUUACAUCUGUCAUCAUAUGGUAACGUUUUGUGACUCAGAAAUGGUGAAGCUGGCGCAAGACUGACCAGUUGACAUUAUUUUCAUAUAUAUACAGACAAAUUAGAGACAAUGGAGUCGCUGUAUCACCAGACAAAUAAGUUAAUCCAGGAAGUGCAAGGCGAUCUCGGGAAGGUGGAGAGGACUGUCGGAGAUCAUGUUCAUUUGAUAGAGAACGAGAUUCAGGCUCGGAUAGAUCACAUUGUCAGCAACUGUGAACGUUUAGAGAUCCUGGUAAACAAAGAGCCACCAACUCGCCGUGCUCACGCAAAAAUGAGAGUUGACCAACUAAAGUACGACUGCCAGCACAUACAGGCCGCCCUUAGACAGAUUCAACACAAACGGUAUGUAAAGGAGGAAGAGGAGCGAGAGAGAGAAGCACUUCUCACCCGUACUUUUACCACUAACGACCAAGACCGUGACACAUCUAUUCAGAUUGAUGCCGGCAUGGCCCACAAUGAACGACUACAGAAUUCACAUCGUGACAUGGACAACCUGUUAGGCUCUGGAAACAGCAUCAUUGACAAUCUGCGUGAUCAGCGGGUUACUCUGAAGGGUGCUCACAAAAAGAUGCUGGACGUCGCCAAUGUACUAGGACUUAGUAAUACAGUGAUGAGACUUAUAGAGAAACGCUCCUAUCAGGACAAAUACAUUCUCUUCGGAGGCAUGGUGGUCACAUGUGUUAUCAUGUAUCUUGUAUGGAGUUAUCUAACCUGAUCUGCAGCUCCAGUAGGAUUUGCAUUGUUAAUUUUGUUGUAAAGACCUGUUUAAGCAUUAAUUCAAAAUCAUUCGAUGAGCAUGGCAUGCAUUUCAUGCAAAAAAGUUUAUUUAGAAAUUCAUGUGUUCUGUAAAAUGUAAAUGGUCAGUAAAAGAUUCUUGGGGAUCUUUCAUAAUAAGUCAUGAUUAUAAUUCUUACUUAUAAUAAUUGAAAUUCAUCGCAAUAGUUCCUACAGAAAUGUCCUAUUGUUUUAGUGUUAGACCAGUACGAAAAUGGUACAGGUAUAAUGCUGUCAAAUUUAAUAUUACUUAGAUUCCAUGUUUGUCAGAAUUCUCUUAUAGAACACAUUUUUCGAGUCUGGUGUGAUAAAGUAAGCUAAAACACUGGUAUAGUUGGUAAUAGUCUACUUCAUUCAUUCAUUGGUCUUUAAUUGCAAAAUAAGUUUGUGAGAUAAACAAACGUCAUACAUAAUCGUAUACUAUGGCAUUGAAUUGGUGUGUAACCUUAUUCAUAUCUUGUUACUCUAGUUGUCCAUCCUACUGGCUAUAUCAUCUCUUUGUGUCCUUUCCUAACUCAGCUUGUUGGUGUCAUAUAUAUGUCAUGUUUUCCUUUUACUUGAGUCACUAAGUUGGAAAUUUUUAUAUCCAUCUUUAAUCCAAGUUUUAUAUAAUUCUUGUUUCCCUGAAGAUGAUUGAAUUAUCUUCGUGAUACUUUGUACAAGUAACAUUAAACAUAAGCUUGAAAGUUGAAAAUCAAUCUCUUGAAAGUUGAAAAACAGAGUCGUUCAUCCUGCUGACUAUUCCAUUUCUGUGUGUACUGUCCACGCUAAGCUUGUUGGUGUAAAAGUUGUUUUCUGACUUGGGUUUGCAAUAUGACCCUCUCAUCCCAAACUUUGUCUUUUUUUGUAAGUUAAAUUUCUACUUCGAUUAAUUGUAAUGGCCUCUAAUGGUGGUAACUAAGUGGUGUAUGUUCCUUGCCUUGUCACUUAAUUGAUGUGAAACCCGGUAUAUUUGUCCAGCUUCACGUUUACCAGUACGUAUAUACUUUGGCGGGCUCCAUCAAUGCUUUCACUGCCAUGACAACAUGUCUUUCUGAUGUAAGUGCAUAUAUUGUCCUGAUUACAACAUGCUUCUGCAUAGGUUGGAGUUUAUUCCCAGAGGCCUUAUUAAUCCUCAAUACUUCAGUGGUUAUGCUCACGUAUGUAAUCUGCAUCCCUGGAAUAUGUCAUGACAAAAUUGAAGGCACACAAUUAACUAUUAGGUAAAAAAAAUAUGCCUGGCUGAUACCUGUCCUUUGAAGAUUACAGACUGGAGUAUUGAAGAUGAGAGGUCUUAGUCUCAUGUUUAUUGGAUCAACUUUUGUAAUGCUCUUUUUGUCACACUAGACUUCAAUUCUCAGAGUUGUUUUUCGUGUCAUUUUUCAUUGGAACAGGAGACAUAACAUUUUGUAACAAAUAUUACAAUUUAAGUUGUAAGUUUUUACGUUGAUUUAUAAACUGCCACAGAACACACAAGUUUUGUCUGAAAAUAGAUGAUUGAUUGAGAAAGAUUAAAUGAUGGCGCUAUUAGGUGACCCCAUACCUUUUCACAUCCAAUCGUGGAAUCCAACCCCAGCCGUCUUGGUGAAAGACGAGUCUGUUAUUCACUGCUCAACCCAACCAACUAGUCUAUGAUUCAAUUGUAUUGAAUUUAAGAAAAUAUGUUCUGAACCUAAAGUAAACAUGCAUUUUUGCACUGUUCAGUGCAGGUUGAUAUUACAACGGCACGGUAGUCCAGUGGUAGGAUGCCGGGGCUCGUGACCGAAAGGUUGUGGGUUCGAG